Messenger RNA from Ictalurus punctatus (channel catfish), 2372 nucleotides. RefSeq names its product stanniocalcin 2a (gene stc2a). Lineage: Eukaryota; Metazoa; Chordata; Actinopteri; Siluriformes; Ictaluridae. The transcript is spliced from 5 exons. The record is from RefSeq and is a predicted model, not a curated record. Gene Ontology annotation, cellular component: extracellular region. Gene Ontology annotation, biological process: intracellular calcium ion homeostasis. Bases 294 to 1376 code for a protein of 360 amino acids. Gene Ontology annotation, molecular function: hormone activity.
CCCCAACGCACGCGCACACACACACACACACACUCACACACACACUACCAAAACUUGGCCGUGGUUGUCGGCGUUUCUGAUUGGUCGCUGAGCCACGGCGACGUGACAACACCUGCUCGACCGAUUCAUCAACACUGACAGGCCGUGCCGCGGGAGAUAUAGGCAGCAUCCAUCCCGUUUCAGCGUGCUCAUUCCCGACAGAGACACACCAGCAUACACAAACACCUCGCGUCUCUGAGAAACUCGAUUAUCCAAGGUGUCUCGAGGGGGGAAAAUAAAUAAAUUAAUACACAAUGUUGUCCAGAUUCGCUGUGGCGCUCCUCGUUCUCUCGGUGAUCGCGCUGACGGACGGAACAGACGCUACCGACGCUCACGAAAGUCACCCGGAAAAAGCGGCAAGCCCAAACCAGAAAGGACGACUCUCCUUACACAACACAGCCGAGAUCCAACACUGUCUGGUGAAUGCUGGAGAUGUGGGCUGCGGCGUGUUCGAGUGCUUCGAGAACAACUCGUGUGAAAUCCGGGGACUGCAGGAAAUCUGCCUGACCUUCUUGCACAAUGCCGGGAAGUUUGACUCCCAGGGCAAGUCUUUCAUCAAAGAUGCACUAAAAUGCAUGGCCCAUGGCCUGAGGCACAAAUUCAGCUGCAUCAGUCGAAAGUGCCUGGCCAUAAAAGACAUGGUGUUCCAGCUUCAGCGAGAAUGCUACACAAAGCAUAACUUGUGUGCGGCAGCUAAGGACAACGUUAAUGUCAUUGUAGAGAUGAUCCACUUCCAGGACUUGCUCCCAAAAGGGCCCUAUGUGGAACUGGUGAACAUCUUACUAGCCUGUGGUGAAGAAGUGAAGGAGGCGAUUAGCAGAAGUGUCCGGAUACAAUGUGAGCAAAACUGGGGUGCGCUCUGCCACAGCCUAAGCUUCUGCUCAUCGCCACCCCCCCUUGGCAACCAGGAGCGCCAUGCAAGUCAACACGAGCAUCCUAAAGGUCCGCGCCAAGCAGACAAAGAAAAGCCUGGCAAAGGGGGCUCGAGUGCCCAUCCAAGAAGUCGUGGUCAGGGUGCACGGCGUGCAAGCCUCGAUGCCACGAUGGCUGAGCAGGAGGACCCUGAGAACACUGACAUCCGGAGGGUCCCGGGGAACCUGGAGCCUAUCCCAGGGAGCAUUGGACACAAGGUUGGGUACACCCUGGAUCGGGUGCCAGUCCAUCGCAGGGCAAAAUCACAUACACACUCACACACUCAUUCAUACGCUAUGGACACUUUGGACAUGCCAAUCAGCCUACCAUGCAUGUCUUUGGACUGGGGGAGGAAACCAGAUUAUACGGAGGAAACCCCCACAGCACAGGGAGAACAUGCAAACCUCACACAUACAGGGAAGUAGCGGGAAUCGAACCUCCAACCCUGCUGGUAUGAGGCGAAUGUGCUAACCACUAAGUAUUCUAUGAAUAUUUUAAUUUGUGUUAAAAAUUAGGAUGCUUGAAUACACACACCCCUAGGUCAUAUGCACACACACACACACACACACACACACACACACACACACAUGCACACACACACACAUGCACACACACACAUGCACACACACUGUGGUUGCUAACAUAAAGAAAACGCAAUCACUCACCAGUUCCAGAAUGAUGAAGUGUCUAUGAUUAUCUAAUUUGUGUGUCACUUAUGCACUAUUUGGGAUUUACCCCAAACACAUUAGUCUGACACAAAAACAGCAGCAGCUCAGAGUGUGUGUCAUGGAAAGCCAGGCUGCUUGUGUUCUAGCCAACCCUUCAGACAACUCUACUUGUUCCAAGUAGAAAAAAAAAAUUGCAGCCCUCACUCUCUCUCCACUGAAAAGAGGCAGCGGUUGGAGCCAUAAUAAACUGGCCUAAGACCUAGAAACUAGGUUAAGUCUACACAAAUAGCGAAAGCUAUUAUGGAUACAACCAUUGGAAAUACCAUCUUUGGUACAGCCAUAGGAGAAUUCCCUUCAACCCUGCCUGUAGAAGGGUUUCAUAAGGAGUACAGAGACACAGAUUACACCAUUUAACCAUUUAACUGCAUAAUUUGGCCAUUUUUGUUGGCGCAGUCUAUCACUAUCUGCCAACAGUACUGCAUACAGACUAAAGUUGUGAAGUUUUAUUGUUGCAUUUCCAGAUUAAAUCUAGUCUUGGACUGGACUAUAUUAUGGGAAAAAUGCUUCUAACAAGCUUCUGUCGGGCACUGUGGACAUUCUUAAUAAAAAAUAAAAUAAAAAAACCUGACCGUUAAACAUUUGCAAUGUUUGCAUUUACAUUUAACUUAAGAGGUUGAGGUAUGUAAAGGUACAUUACAGAUUAGACAGUUUAAGACCUUUUCAUUUAUGGCUGCGAUGUUGGAUUUUCUACUU